Eruca vesicaria subsp. sativa (arugula) is the source of this 315-nucleotide messenger RNA. The record is from the annotation of a GenBank genome assembly. NCBI's taxonomy places the organism in Eukaryota, Viridiplantae, Streptophyta, Magnoliopsida, Brassicales, Brassicaceae.
AUGAAUGCGGCUAGGGACAUGCUCGAACAAACGAGUUUUCUAUGUGGUAGACCCAUCAGCUGCAAGAAGAUAUGCCUUACAGAGCACAGUGAUCCAAGCUUAGGUUUACGUAGUAGCUCAUGUCGUUAUGAGGUCCAAGAGCCUGAAGCAGGAACCUCUUAUUUAGUUUCUGAUCCGAAUAACACUCUGGUCGUUAGUUCAAGCAGUCGUAUUGAUAGCCAAGAUUAUGAAUCUAGCACAUCGAAUUCUGCAAACUUAGCAGAUUUUGGAUUUGAAUCUGGUUCUUGCUUUUCAGGAUCAGUUAAACGAUCCUAG